Molecule: messenger RNA, 1229 nt
Organism: Cherax quadricarinatus
Lineage: Eukaryota; Metazoa; Arthropoda; Malacostraca; Decapoda; Parastacidae
Source: RefSeq, a predicted model, not a curated record
UGGCGAAACCCUCUUAAAUAUUGCUUAUAACUUUGCAGAAAUUUAAAAUAAUUUACCAGUCGACUUUGAUUUCGAGCAGAGCAGUUUAAUAUAAAUCGUACUUUAUCCAGGAGGUUUUUUAUAAGGUAUUAAUGAAGGUAUUGGCGAGUUUGAAGCAUUGGUGUGAGAGAUGUGACGUCACAAUGAUAACAAACCAGUGACUGACCAUGGAUGACAUCAUAGCAGAAUCACCCUGCAUCCAGCACAGUGAAGGUCAGGCUUGGGGUCACGCUUGGGAUCUAUGAAUUACCCAGCUAUUCACUGGCUCUAGAAAAUUUCUUGCUAAAUUUAGGACCAUGAUUGGAAGAUGGAUCCAUAGAAUUCCAUAUUGGUGGCGCAGACACCUGCUUUGGAUCUUACAAGCUCUCGAUUCUUUCCUUUAUAAUAGUAUCGGGCGACUUCAUAAAUUCUUUAAGAUGAUAGCUUGUAUGACUUAUGAAGGGGCACUGAGUGAACCAGAAGACUUUCCUAAGUCAGAAGAGCCAGUAUGGAUACUGGGAAAAAAAUAUUCAACUCAAACAGAACUAGAACCACUUCGGAAUGAUGUACAGUCCAGGAUAUGGCUCACGUAUCGAAGAAAUUUUGCUCAGAUUAGUGAUACCACUUUCACGUCUGACAGAGGUUGGGGUUGUAUGUUACGCUGUGGACAGAUGGUGUUAGCUGAAGCUCUCCUCCGAAGACACUUGGGUAGAGACUGGAUUUGGACUCCUGCUGAAUCCAGUGACACAUACCUAAGGAUUAUGAGUAUGUUUGAAGAUCAUAAGUGUGCCACCUUUUCACUUCACAUCAUAUCACAACUUGGAGUGGACGAGGGCAAACCAAUAGGAGAGUGGUAUGGCCCAAAUACAGUAGCUCAGGUUAUGAGGAAGUUGACACCAUUUGAUGAGUGGAACAACUUUAGUGUGAAUGUUGCUAUGGAUAAUGUAGUCAUUAUGGAUGAAAUUAGAUGUAGUUGUCAAAUUGAAGGAGAACGGAUAUGGCGGCCACUACUACUAUUUAUUCCUCUACGCUUAGGACUGUCUGAAAUGAAUCCUAUCUAUUUCUCAGGCCUUAAGAAUUGUUUCAAGAUGCCACAAUCCUUGGGACUCAUAGGUGGGAAGCCUAACCAUGCAUCAUAUUUUAUUGGUUUUAUGGGUAAGUUAUUAAUUAUCAGGGGUACUUCAAUUUAUUUUUAGGUAUUUGUCAACAGU